This is a messenger RNA of Labeo rohita (rohu), 1199 nucleotides long. RefSeq names its product growth hormone 1 (gene gh1). Gene Ontology annotation, molecular function: growth hormone receptor binding; growth hormone activity. Gene Ontology annotation, cellular component: extracellular region. Bases 85 to 708 code for a protein of 207 amino acids. NCBI's taxonomy places the organism in Eukaryota, Metazoa, Chordata, Actinopteri, Cypriniformes, Cyprinidae. The record is from RefSeq and is a predicted model, not a curated record. Gene Ontology annotation, biological process: positive regulation of growth; positive regulation of tyrosine phosphorylation of STAT protein; positive regulation of receptor signaling pathway via JAK-STAT. The transcript is spliced from 5 exons.
UAUAAAUAUCAGUACCUGAGCCAGAACAACAAACAUUCACAAGCUUUAAACUAAGCCUGCAAGAGUUUGUCUACCCUGAGCGAAAUGGCUAGAGCAUUAGUGCUGUUGUCGGUGGUGCUGGUUAGUUUGUUGGUGAACCAGGGGAGAGCAUCAGAUAACCAGCGGCUCUUCAAUAACGUAGUCGUUCGUGUACAACACCUGCACCAGCUGGCUGCAAAAAUGAUUAACGACUUUGACGACAACCUGUUGCCUGAGGACCGCAGACUGCUGAGUAAAACCAUCCCUAUGUCUUUCUGCAUUUCUGACUACAUUGAGGCGCCCACUGGAAAAGAUGAAGCACAGAGGAGCUCUAUGUUGAAGCUCCUUCGCAUCUCUUUCCGCCUCAUUGAGUCCUGGGAGUUGGCCAGCCAGAUCCUAAGCAGAACCGUCUCGAACAGCCUGACCGCCAACCAGAUCAAUGAAAAGCUGGCCGACUUGAAAAUGGGCAUCAGUGUGCUCAUCAAGGGAUGUCUCGACGGUCAACCAAACAUGGAUGAUAACGACUCCCUGCCACUGCCUUUUGAGGACUUCUACUUGACCACGGAGGAUAACGACCUCACAAAGAACUUUCGUCUGCUGGCUUGCUUCAAGAAAGACAUGCACAAGGUCGAAACUUACCUGAGGGUUGCAAAUUGCAGGAGAUCCUUGGAUUCCAACUGCACCCUGUAGAGGGCGCCAAAGUAUUGCUAGUCAAUGUGUAACACUUGCUGCAAAUCUAAGACCAGUUUAAAACUUCCUUAAGUAAUUAUGAUCCGGUCUUACAUAUGCAGGAAAUGUGAGUUAGACAUGGCUAGGUCUGUCUUUUCUUUUUCCCUCCCAUAUUUAAACCUUACCUAUCACUGAUGUAUUUAUUCUUCUCAUUAGGGAGUGCUCAUAAAUUCAAGCUGUUCCUUAAAAAUGUAAAGGAUGGUUCUGAUAUAACAUUUCACAUUGGUGCUAAGCGAUUUAUGGCAAUAUGAUGUGGCCAAAAUGACCUUAACAAUAUGUUCUAGUAUAUUAUCGCUCAAAAAAGGCUUAAGAUCAGUGUUGAAAUUGUAAUCUAAAUGGAUGGGUUCACUCGAGUGUAUGCAUGUAAAAUUUGUCUGUCUCAUAGAUAAUGCCCUUAUUAUUAUUCUCUUCAAGCUCUGUCUUUCUCCAUUAAAGUUUUAAAUUGCAUUCAA